UGUGUGUACAACAGAAGAGGAGCACCCGCCGCGAACCGUGUGUGCUGUCCUGAACACCCAGACGCUCACCUGAUAGAAGACUACAGAGCAGGGGACCAGAUCUGUUCAGAGUGUGGACUAGUGGUGGGGGACAGGGUUGUGGAUGUCGGUACAGAAUGGAGAACAUUCAGCAAUGAGAAGUCAGACAAGGACAGGUCCCGUGUUGGUGCUGCUGAGAACCCCCUGUUGAGCGGCGGUGACCUGUCCACCAUGAUCAGUCGACCCUCGGGGUCGGCCGGGUUUAAUGAGGAUGGCAGCGCCAAGUACCACAACAGAAGAUCUAUGUCCAGUUCUGACAGAGCCCUGGUGAACGCCUUCCGAGAGAUCACCGGCAUGGCAGACCGCAUCAACCUGCCCAGAAACAUUGUGGACCGGACCCAGAUGUUGUUUAAACAGGUGAAUGACCAGAAGAGUCUGAAGGGGCGCAGUAAUGAUGCCAUCUCUGCAGCCUGUCUGUACAUCGCAUGUAGACAGGAGGGGGUGCCCAGAACAUUCAAAGGUGUGUCUUCAUUUGUUUCAUAUCAACAGUAAACGACCUAUAGGCAU
Messenger RNA from Branchiostoma floridae (Florida lancelet), 585 nucleotides. RefSeq names its product transcription initiation factor IIB-like. The transcript is spliced from 5 exons. Gene Ontology annotation, molecular function: TBP-class protein binding; RNA polymerase II general transcription initiation factor activity. The record is from RefSeq and is a predicted model, not a curated record. Gene Ontology annotation, cellular component: nucleus; transcription preinitiation complex. The annotation marks the transcript as partial. Gene Ontology annotation, biological process: transcription initiation at RNA polymerase II promoter; transcription preinitiation complex assembly. NCBI's taxonomy places the organism in Eukaryota, Metazoa, Chordata, Leptocardii, Amphioxiformes, Branchiostomatidae.